UAUAUAUACACACACAUACAUACUUUGUUUGUAUUUAUUAUAUAUAUAUAUAUUUGGCGUAGAACAUUACCUCUUAUCUCUGCAACGUGGUACGACAAUGAUACAUUAUUCAUCGCCCUUCGAAGACAAAGGCACAAAAUGGACGACGAGUUUCGAUCGGCCGUGUCGAUACGGAACAUCUGCCCUUUAUUUCCUGCCACCGGACCCGCGUUUCUUCCUCAAACUCGGCGAUCGAACAAUGAGCGAAUAAUCGAUCCGGUUAUGUGUGCGUUCAACUCUCGUCCUGAAAACAAACAUCUCUUUGAAUUCACUUUCCAGAGUUAUCGCCUAACUGCAGUGGUUAAGAAAUUCGCGCGCUGAAUUUUAUCUGCCCUAUCUUAUUCGCAUACCUCACCUGCUUUACCUUUUUGACCAGAGAUGAACGAAUACGCGAUGACGAAGCGACAGUUUUAUUCUUUUCGAGCGUCGAGCUUUCGAUGUAUCGACUCUGCGUGAAAUUAAUAACGAAUUAUUAAUUAAAACGUCGAGCGAACUCCUCGACGACUUUUUGCCUCAGCAACAAUUUGGAAUUUAACGUACAAAUAAUCGCGCUGCCAACCAUCGAAAUCGAUACAAAUCUUCCGCGAUUUUUCAGAGGUGCCAAUAGAAGAUAAGUUUACUGAAGGCGAUGUUUCAUUUGCCGCGCAAGCUUCGUCGGACGCUCUGAUUGGCUGCUGUCGCUGGAGACUCUCGAACCCUAAAUUGUCCCUAUGCGAGAGCCAAUCAGAAGCGUUCUAUAAUUCUACUUCCUUGUAUACAUAUAUCUCGCGCACGUGCCUUUUCUCUAACCUCGAAAGCACCCGUCAGAGCUCGAGGAGGUACAUAUAUAUGUAUAUGUAGCGAAAUUACAAUAAAAAUCAUCGACAAAGAUACUUUGCAGAAAUAAUUGCACUUCUAUAAUGGCAAUGCAAGUUCCAACUGAUGUGGAUGAUAAUCAAAUACAAUCUUUCCGUGACUUUCUGACUUCAUAUAAUAAACUCUCAGAAAUUUGCUUCGUCGAUUGUAUAACCGACUUUACGACACGAGAAAUUAGAGCCAAAGAGGAAAAGUGUGCUCUUAAUUGUAUGGAAAAGUACCUGAAAAUGAAUCAGAGAGUGUCUCAACGUUUCCAAGAAUUUCAAAUGACUGCUAAUGAAAAUGCUAUGGCGGCUGUUAAAAACAAAGUCAGACUAAUUAAGUUUAGUAAUGAAAUUGUAAAUAAAUAAACUUUAUAAUGAUCUAUUAUAAUCUUACAAUAUCUUAUUGUGAAAUAAGAUUGCAAGAAAUUUGUCAGUUGCUCUGGAUAUUGUUAAUUCAACUGAAUAUAUUUCUAUACAUUAUUAACUUAUCCAAUACCAUAUAGAUACUUAUUUAAAAUAUCUUUUAUCUUGAAAGAUGAUAAAUGUAUAUUCUGUAAUGUUUUGUAGUUGAGGAAACGUUGAAUAUUGUGUAUAUUAUAAGUAUAGAAGGAUAAAAAACAUAGUGUACAUGUCAAAUAGUGCACAUGUUAAAUAAACUUGUUUGUCAUUCUAAUAUGAAAGCAAUA
Nylanderia fulva is the source of this 1564-nucleotide messenger RNA. RefSeq names its product translocase of inner membrane 9 (gene Tim9a). The record is from RefSeq and is a predicted model, not a curated record. Lineage: Eukaryota; Metazoa; Arthropoda; Insecta; Hymenoptera; Formicidae.